AUGGCCAGGGACAUCAAGGGUAACAAGAAAAACUCUUAUAGGUGUGUCAUUGAUAGAAGGAAGACCAGGGAAGCUGUGGGUCCUCUCCGGAAGGAAACGGGAGAACUGAUCAUGAGUUUGAGUGGAGAAACAAGAUAUAACAAAGACAAGAUACUGCAAGGUCAAGGAGUGGAUGAGCCACUCUCUGCAACUGGUUUCAGACAAGCAGAUGCUGCUGGUUUGUUUCUCAGUAAUGUGAAGUUUACUCAUGUCUUCUCAAGUGACCUCCUUCGAGCAAAGCAGACUGCUGCCACAAUUCUAGGAAAAAAUAAGUUUUGCAAAGAUUUGGAAAUCAAGUAUGAUGCAAGACUUCGAGAGAGAAAGUACGGUGUUGCAGAAGGAAGGCCUUUGACUGACCUCAAGGCUAUGGCAAAGGCUGCUGGAGAGCAAUGUCCUUCAUUCACGCCUUCUGGAGGAGAAACACUGGAUGAAGUAAGAGAACGUGCAAGGGAUUUUUUUGAAUUCCUGUGUCAGCUAGCUGUUGAAUUGGAACAGAAAGAGCAAGAUGUGUAUGGUGCAGCAAGCAGAAGCUCAGGGACGUCUGAAGAACAGUUAGUUUUCCCUUGGACAAACCACUGCAGUGAAGCAGAACUUGGCUCUGGGAACAGUGGAGCUUAUAAAAUGCUAGAUGCCAAUAUAUUAGUAGUGAGCCAUGGAGCCUACAUGAGGAACUGGAUUGGUUAUUUUGUUUCGGAUCUCAACUGUACUUUACCAACAAAUUUAACAAAGUCUCAGUUGUCUUCUGUCAGUCCCAAUACAGGAGUUAGUCACUUCAUUAUAAAACUUGAAAAUGGAAAUUUGUUAAAACCUGAAAUCACAUGUGUUUGUCUUAAUCAAGACUCUCACUUAGUGGAUGUGGGAGCUGAACGUGUAGCUCCAAAAGUGUUUUAAGCGUUUGUAGGGGGAAGUGGAUUUAGAUCACCAUUAUGCUAAGCUUGGGAAAGGUAUCUGUAGUAAUUACUG
This is a messenger RNA of Leptosomus discolor (cuckoo roller), 1002 nucleotides long. NCBI's taxonomy places the organism in Eukaryota, Metazoa, Chordata, Aves, Leptosomiformes, Leptosomidae. The record is from RefSeq and is a predicted model, not a curated record.